This is a messenger RNA of Toxotes jaculatrix (banded archerfish), 1017 nucleotides long. It is a transcript of the gene syngr1a, whose product is annotated as synaptogyrin 1a. The record is from RefSeq and is a predicted model, not a curated record. Gene Ontology annotation, cellular component: neuromuscular junction; synaptic vesicle membrane. Bases 409 to 1017 code for a protein of 202 amino acids. The transcript is spliced from 4 exons. Lineage: Eukaryota; Metazoa; Chordata; Actinopteri; Toxotidae.
CCUCCUUCACUGUGAUUGGACAACUCUAACUCCUAACGUGAUGAAUCUUUAAAGAAAUAGAAGCAUGUGAUUGGUGGAGCAGGCUGGAGGCGGUUCGCAGCCUGUGAGACUGAGAUCAGGGUGUUAAACCCCUCAGUCUUCGCAGGGAGGAUGAGGAGGAUUAGAGCAGAUUACAGAGCAGUUUAUAACAGCAGAGAAGAAGAAGAGAGAGCACACACACACACACCAGUACAGACACACACCCAGACUAACUGGACCAAGUGCACUGCACCAGAUGCAGUGAACUGGGACCAGUUUCUCAGACUUGAAUCUAACUGCAUUGAGCUGGGAGGAGGGUUCGAGUGGACUGAGCGGGGCUGAACUGGUCCGUACUGGUGUGAGCUGGUCUUUGGGACAGGAAGUAGACAGAUGGAUGGUUUCCAGGCGUAUGGGGCCGGGAAGGCGGGUGGAGCUUUUGACCCUCUGACCUUCAUCAGACAACCUCAGACUGUCGUGAGGAUCCUCUGCUGGCUCUUCUCCAUCGUGGUCCUGGGUUGCGUCGCUAACGAGGGUUACGUUAACAGACCUGAAGAGGUUGAGGAGUACUGCAUCUUCAACCGUAACCAGAAUGCCUGCAACUAUGCUGUCGCCAUGGGAACACUGUGUUUUCUGUGCAGUGCUGCUUUCCUGGCACUGGACGUUUAUUUCCCUCAGAUCAGCGGCGUGAAGGACAGGAAGAAAGCUGUCAUGGCCGACAUUGGCGUUUCAGCUCUCUGGUCUCUGGUCUGGUUUGUGGGGUUCUGUUUUCUGGCCAAUCAGUGGCAGGUUUCUAAAGAAGAGGACAACCCUCUGAGAGAGGGGACCGAUGCUGCCCGAGCCGCCAUUGUCUUCUCCUUCUUCUCUGUCUUCACCUGGGCUGUGCAAGGGUUGCUGGGAAUCUACAGGUUUAAACUGGGAGCGGACUCCGUCACCUUCAAUCAGGACUACGCCGAUCCCGACCAACAGGAACCUGCUGAGGGCCCGCUCCCCGAGGAGUAG